AAGAAAACUCAUCCUAGACUUUUGAGUGAAUCCAAUUCCCUAGCAGUAUAACAAUCAUCUCCUUCUCCUUCACCAACUUUUGAACAAAAAUGUCUUGCAGCUGUGGCUCAAACUGCUCCUGCGGCAGUGACUGCAAAUGUGGAAAAAAAUACCCUGACCUUGAAUACUCAGAGACCACUUCUACUCAGACCAUCAUUGCUGGGGUUGCACCUGUGAAGAUGUACUAUGAGGGUUCUGAGAUGAGCUAUGGAGCAGAGAAUGACUGCAAGUGUGGCUCAAACUGCAGCUGCAGCUCAUGCAGCUGCAACAAAUGAUCAUAGCUAGACGAGGUCAAGUAAAAGCUGUGAUGGUGGUUUCUAUAAAUAAGAAAAGACUGUAAAAGUUGAAUAUGAAAGUUGGGUUUUAGUGCUUGCUGUAAAAUAAUAAGAUUGCCAUUUGAUCUGCAAAUCCAUGAUCUCUCCUAGCUAGAAGCUAGGGUUUGUGAUUUGCUUUGUGGCUUGUGGCUACCUUUGUAUGUUAGAUCUUUCUGAAGUAUAUGUGUUUGUUGUUCUGGUUUCUUC
Prunus dulcis (almond) is the source of this 560-nucleotide messenger RNA. Its product is annotated as metallothionein-like protein type 2. Lineage: Eukaryota; Viridiplantae; Streptophyta; Magnoliopsida; Rosales; Rosaceae. The transcript is spliced from 3 exons. Bases 90 to 314 code for a protein of 74 amino acids. Gene Ontology annotation, molecular function: metal ion binding. The record is from RefSeq and is a predicted model, not a curated record.